Molecule: messenger RNA, 810 nt
Organism: Didymodactylos carnosus
Lineage: Eukaryota; Metazoa; Rotifera; Eurotatoria; Philodinida; Philodinidae
Source: the annotation of a GenBank genome assembly
AUGCAAAAGAUAGGGACUGCUUCAAAACGAACAGUGAAUGCUUUAAUAAUUAUUGAUGUUCAAAAUUGUUUCAUUAAUGGUGAAUUAGCCUUAUCAAAUAGUCCAGCAAAACAAAAGGGAGAAGAUGUGAUACCUGUUAUCAAUAAUCUUUUGAAAACUGUUCCGUUUGAUGUUGUGGUCUACACACACGACUGGCAUCCACCUGAUCAUAUUUCAUUUUUCAAAAAUUUGAAACAUCGACAAGGCUAUGUGAAACAUGGAUCAAAACUCCCUAAUGGACCGUUUGAUAAAGUGCAUUAUAUUGGUCCAGUAGUAGAAACUGAGCAAGUUCUCUGGCCAAAUCAUUGCAUCCAAAACACUUCAGAUGCCGCUUUACAUCGUGAUUUAAUCGUAACAAAAAAUAAUUCUAUACAUGUGUACAAAGGUACUCAUCGAGAUAUUGAUAGUUACUCUGCGUUUCGAGAUAACAAUCGAGUCACCGAAACAAAACUGAAUAUAGAACUAAAACAACGAAAUGUAACAAAUAUUUAUGUAUCUGGUUUGGCGACGGACUAUUGUGUGGCAUUUACGGCUUUAGAUGCGAAAGACUACGGAUAUCGAACAUAUCUCGUAGAAGAUGCUUGCCGAGGAGUGGAUUCUGUCUCUAUCAAAAAUCAAUUAGAUUCAAUGAAACGUCAUGGAAUUGACAUUAUUCAAUCAUCUCAAGUUCUCAAAAUGAUCAACACUGGUACGACGAAACAAUUAAACUUUUGUAUGGCCGUUUUCUGUUGUCUACUAGUAUUAUUACUAGAUAAGCACACAUACAUUUAA